Molecule: messenger RNA, 10672 nt
Organism: Marmota monax (woodchuck)
Lineage: Eukaryota; Metazoa; Chordata; Mammalia; Rodentia; Sciuridae
Gene: Nfasc
Product: neurofascin
Exons: 33
Coding region: 444-4535 (1363 amino acids)
Biological process (GO): brain development; cell-cell adhesion
Molecular function (GO): cell-cell adhesion mediator activity
Source: RefSeq, a predicted model, not a curated record
GAGGGCUGGGGAGGUGGCAAGUGGGGGCUGCCAAGGCGCAGGGAGACCAAGGAUGGUUUUGAAUCCACGCAGGGCAGGGCUGCUGCCUAUGCGCUGGGGUGGCAUCCAGGGCAGAGGCUCUGGCUGGAACUGUGCUCGGGGCUACGUCUGCCUGCUGGGACCUGGGGCCUGAGAAAUGCCAGCUUUCCAUCCCCACCUGUCCCCGAGAAGGACGCCUGAGGAGACCUGGGGCCUCCGGAGAGAGGUUGAUUGACUUAUGUGCAACCUGGAACACUGGAGUGUGCUUUCCCUCCACAGCCUGGAGCCGAGCCUCCUCCGGUGUUGCAAGGCAGGGGCUGAAUGAGGCAGAGGAGCUGAGCUCUGCCUGGGAGGCCCACUUAGAGCCACUCAAGGCACCAAGACCCCAAGGGCUGGGGAGCAGGGAGCGGGGCCUGGUGCUGAGGAUGGCCAGGCAGCAGCCGCCGCCCUGGGUCCACGCAGCCUUCCUCCUCUUCUUCCUCAGUCUGGGCGGAGCCAUCGAGAUUCCUAUGGACCCAAGCAUUCAGAAUGAGCUGACCCAGCCCCCAACCAUCACCAAGCAGUCAGUGAAAGACCACAUCGUGGACCCCCGUGAUAACAUCCUGAUUGAGUGUGAAGCAAAGGGGAACCCUGCCCCCAGCUUCCACUGGACUCGAAACAGCAGAUUCUUCAACAUCGCCAAGGACCCUCGGGUGUCCAUGAGGAGGAGGUCUGGGACCCUGGUGAUCGACUUCCGCAGUGGUGGGCGGCCUGAGGAGUACGAGGGGGAAUACCAGUGCUUCGCCCGCAACAAAUUUGGCACGGCCUUGUCCAACAGGAUCCGUCUGCAAGUGUCCAAAUCUCCCCUGUGGCCCAAGGAAAACCUGGACCCCGUUGUGGUCCAAGAAGGCGCCCCGCUGACGCUGCAGUGCAACCCCCCACCCGGCCUGCCGUCCCCAGUCAUCUUCUGGAUGAGCAGCUCCAUGGAGCCCAUCACCCAGGACAAACGCGUCUCCCAGGGCCACAACGGGGAUCUGUAUUUCUCUAACGUGAUGCUGCAGGACAUGCAGACUGACUACAGCUGCAAUGCCCGCUUCCACUUCACCCACACCAUCCAGCAGAAGAAUCCCUUCACCCUCAAGGUCCUCACCAACCACCCCUAUAAUGACUCGUCCUUAAGAAACCACCCUGACAUGUACAGUGCCCGAGGAGUUGCAGAGAGAACACCCAGCUUCAUGUAUCCCCAGGGUACCUCGAGCAGUCAGAUGGUGCUCCGCGGCAUGGACCUCCUGCUAGAGUGCAUCGCUUCUGGGGUCCCAACACCAGACAUCGCGUGGUACAAGAAAGGUGGGGACCUCCCAUCUGACAAGGCCAAGUUUGAGAACUUUAACAAGGCUCUGCGUAUCACCAAUGUGUCCGAGGAAGACUCUGGGGAGUAUUUCUGCCUGGCCUCCAACAAGAUGGGCAGCAUCCGGCACACGAUCUCGGUGAGAGUGAAGGCUGCUCCCUACUGGCUGGAUGAACCCAAGAACCUGAUCCUGGCUCCUGGUGAGGAUGGGAGGCUGGUGUGUCGAGCCAAUGGGAACCCCAAGCCCACUGUCCAGUGGAUGGUGAACGGGGAACCUUUGCAAUCGGCACCACCCAACCCAAACCGAGAAGUGGCAGGUGACACCAUCAUCUUCCGAGACACCCAGAUCAGCAGCAGGGCCGUGUACCAGUGCAACACCUCCAACGAGCACGGCUACCUCCUGGCCAACGCCUUCGUCAGUGUGCUGGAUGUCCCACCUCGGAUGCUGUCACCCCGGAACCAGUUCAUUAGAGUUAUUCUUUACAACCGGACACGGCUGGACUGCCCGUUCUUUGGGUCUCCCAUUCCCACACUGCGAUGGUUUAAGAAUGGGCAAGGAAGCAACCUGGAUGGUGGCAAUUACCAUGUCUAUGAGAAUGGCAGUCUGGAAAUUAAGAUGAUCCGCAAAGAGGACCAAGGCAUCUACACCUGUGUGGCCACCAACAUCCUGGGCAAAGCGGAAAACCAAGUCCGCCUGGAGGUCAAAGAUCCCACCAGGAUCUACCGGAUGCCCGAGGACCAGGUUGUCAAGAGGGGCACCACAGUACAGCUGGAGUGUCGCGUGAAGCACGACCCCUCCCUGAAGCUCACCGUCUCCUGGCUGAAGGAUGAUGAGCCGCUCUAUAUUGGAAACAGGAUGAAGAAGGAAGACGACUCGCUGACCAUCUUCGGCGUGGCAGAGCGGGACCAGGGCAGUUACACGUGCGUCGCCAGCACGGAGCUGGACCAAGAUCUGGCCAAGGCCUACCUCACCGUGCUGGCUGAUCAGGCCACUCCAACUAACCGUUUGGCUGCCCUGCCCAAAGGACGGCCAGACCGACCCCGGGACCUGGAGCUUACUGACCUGGCCGAGAGGAGUGUGAGGCUGACCUGGAUCCCGGGGGAUGAUAACAACAGCCCCAUCACAGACUAUGUCGUCCAGUUUGAAGAGGACCAGUUCCAACCAGGGGUCUGGCAUGACCAUUCCAAGUUCCCAGGCAGUGUCAACUCAGCUAUCCUCCAACUGUCCCCAUAUGUCAACUACCAGUUCCGGGUCAUUGCUGUGAACGAGGUCGGGAGCAGCCACCCCAGCCUCCCAUCCGAGCGCUACCGAACCAGUGGAGCACCUCCUGAGUCCAACCCCAGUGAUGUAAAGGGAGAAGGAACCAGAAAGAACAAUAUGGAAAUCACGUGGACACCCAUGAAUGCCACCUCUGCCUUUGGCCCCAACCUGCGCUACAUUGUCAAGUGGCGGCGGAGAGAGACUCGAGAGACCUGGAACAACGUCACAGUGUGGGGCUCUCGCUAUGUGGUGGGGCAGACCCCUGUCUAUGUGCCCUAUGAGAUCCGGGUCCAGGCUGAAAAUGACUUUGGGAAGGCCCCCGAGCCCGACACUGUCAUCGGGUACUCCGGAGAAGAUUAUCCCAGGGCUGCACCCACCGAAGUUAAAAUCCGAGUCCUGAACAGCACAGCCAUCAGCCUUCAGUGGAACCGCGUCUACUCCGACACGGUCCAGGGCCAGCUCAGGGAGUACAGAGCCUACUACUGGAGGGAGAGCAGCUUGCUGAAGAACCUGUGGGUAUCCCAGAAGAGACAGCAGGCCAGCUUCCCUGGAGACCGCCCCCGGGGUGUGGUGUCCCGCCUCUUCCCCUACAGUAACUACAAGCUGGAGAUGGUUGUGGUCAAUGGGAGAGGCGACGGGCCCCGCAGCGAAACCAAGGAGUUUACUACCCCGGAAGGAGUACCCAGUGCCCCCAGGCGUUUCCGAGUCCGGCAGCCCAACCUGGAGACAAUCAACCUGGAGUGGGAUCAUCCGGAACACCCCAAUGGGAUCCUGAUUGGAUACACCCUCAAAUACGUGGCCUUUAAUGGAACUAAAGUAGGAAAGCAGAUGGUGGAAAACUUCUCUCCCAAUCAGACCAAGUUCUCCAUGCAGAGAGCAGACCCUGUGUCACGCUACCGCUUUACCCUCAGCGCCAGGACGCAGGUGGGCUCUGGGGAAGCAGUCACAGAGGAGUCUCCAGCGCCCCCGAAUGAAGCCACUCCAACUGCAGCUCCUCCCACGUUGCCCCCAACUACUGAGGGCGCCACAGGCGCUGUGAGCAGUACUGAUGCUACUGCCCUUGCCGCUGCCACCGAAGCCACAACAGUCCCCAUCAUCCCAACUGUGGCGCCUACCACCAUCGCCACCACCACCACCACCACCGUCGCCACAACCACUGCCGCCACCACCACGGAGAGUCCUCCCACCACCACCACCACCACCGGGACUAAGAUACAGGAAUCCGCCCCCGAUGAGCAGUCCAUAUGGAACGUCACGGUGCUCCCCAACAGUAAAUGGGCCAACAUCACCUGGAAGCACAAUUUCGGGCCCGGAACUGACUUUGUGGUUGAGUACAUCGACAGCAACCAUACGAAAAAAACUGUCCCUGUUAAGGCCCAGGCCCAGCCUAUACAGCUGACAGACCUCUAUCCUGGGAUGACGUACACAUUGAGGGUUUAUUCCCGGGACAACGAGGGCAUCAGCAGUACCGUCAUCACCUUUAUGACCAGUACAGCUUACACCAACAACCAGGCCGACAUCGCCACCCAGGGCUGGUUCAUUGGGCUCAUGUGCGCCAUCGCCCUCCUGGUGCUGAUCCUGCUCAUCGUCUGCUUCAUCAAGAGGAGUCGAGGUGGCAAGUACCCAGUGCGAGAAAAGAAGGACGUUCCCCUUGGCCCUGAAGACCCCAAAGAAGAGGAUGGCUCCUUUGACUACAGUGAUGAGGACAACAAGCCCCUGCAGGGCAGCCAGACGUCUCUGGACGGAACCAUCAAGCAGCAGGAAAGUGACGACAGCCUGGUGGACUAUGGGGAAGGCGGCGAAGGGCAGUUCAAUGAAGAUGGCUCCUUCAUUGGCCAGUACACGGUCAAAAAGGACAAGGAGGAAACAGAGGGCAACGAGAGCUCAGAGGCCACAUCACCCGUCAAUGCCAUCUAUUCUCUGGCCUAACGGAGCCCACCCGGGCACAGCCACUACUUUAUAAGUGGGAGGAGGGGAGAGGGGGAGACGAAGCCACUGCAGACCGACCACAAAGCCUCCACCACCUUCAGGGACAAGGGUACAAAAUGGGGGUCUGCCAAGCUGUGAGGAUCAGUGGCCACCCAGCUACCCACAAGCCCCCUCCCAAUGACCCCCCACAAUCCCUGGGUGCCACCAGUGUGGGAGAGCUAGAGCCGUGACUAAGCUCACCUGAGGGAACCCUGGUCCCUUGCCCCAUCUCGCAGCCACCCUGAGCAUCCAUCCCACUGCCCGCCUUGGCCUCGGCCCACACCCUUGCCCGGUCCUGUCGGUUACCGUACUUUCAUUGACAUUAUUUUUGCUUUGUGCAUCUUCCAAACCUCCAGACCCAAUGUCUCCAUUUUCUUUUGAAGAUGUGUUCCUGGAAAAAGAAAGAAUAGGUGGAUUCUCCCCCCAGGAAACCACAAAGAGACGGAAAGGACGGAUCCCUUACAGAACGUAGAGAAGAGCCGUAGUAUUCAAACCGCCGCUGGGCCAGCACGUUUCCGGAGGAUGCCUUUCUUUGCCAUAUUGUCCCCCACCCUUGCUCCCAACCCAUCUGCCUCUGUCUUGUCAGUUGUUGAGCUGGGCUUGGCUCCUUCCUGGAAAAUGACAGUAUUUUUUGGCAGGGAGAGGGUGGGCAGUCGCCUCGCCCCUCUCUGGUUCAGUUAGGAGGUGAGUUUACCUCUGACUCCUCGUUCUUACCCUGCCCCUGCCUCCAGAGUGUCCAAGAAUGAGCUGCACUGACUUUGAAGGAGAAGCUGGAGGCACAGGAGUGGGCACUGAUGGUACGAACUUCAAUUGCAAUGACUGGACCUCAGCAGAAGAAAGUCAGGGGUCUGGUCUCUUGGGAACUGUGAGCACCUCUGGAGAGAAGCAAAGGGCUGGGUUUGGACUCCUUCCUUCCCAUCAGUGAAUACAGGGAUGUAGGAGAGAGGACCACACCCACCAUGUCCAGAGCAGAGGGCACCCGCCCACCUGGCCAGGGUCUACGCUGCUACCCUCAAGGAGAAGGAACCCUGCAAUGCAGAAGCCUUGCUGGUGUGUUCGGGGGUGUAAAGCACCACCCUCUUCCUCCUCUAGCAGGUGUCGGUCGUCUCCUUGGUCAAUUCUGUAUGCUGUUGAGACUCGUAUUUGACGUGAUGUGUGGGUGGAGACCUGCUACCCCGAGACUGAGCCUGUCUGUCCUUUCAUUAGGGUAUAUAUACAUAUCAGGGGACCCUGUGGUGGCGCCGUGCUAAUAGUGCUGUGAUGCCCCCACCCAGAGAGGACUCAGUGCUCUUCGUAUGCCUUAUGCAGUUCUGAUCUGUCCCUGGAGUUCCCAGGUUCCCAGCCCCUCCCUGCAAGCCUUGAAGCCUCCAGUGACGUCUGACUCGGAAUCAGGGCAGCCUAUGCAAGUGUCCCUGCAGGACCACAAGCAGCCAGUCCAUACACACCCUUACCCCGUUGCCCACAUGGAGACUCGCAGACCUGCAAUUCUCAGACCGAAGGUGCUGCCUUCACCCUCCCCACCUAAUUCAUUUUUGAAACCAAAGGUACCUAGCCUCAGUGAUGCAGAGAGAGGGAGAUCUUGAGCCUGCGUGUGCCCCUGUCACUGUUUCUGUAGCUCAAGUCGGUUUCAGGAGGGUGAGGCUGAGCCCCAGGAAUAGAUCACCUGCUACUGACGCAGCCUCCAGUUUGAGCCUCCAGCUGCCAUCCGGGGGCCUGGAAAGGACCAGGGCCGUGUCCUUCGGAGACUUUAUUAAAGCAUCAUUUGCCACAUGUUUAAGCCACAGAGGUAUUAGCAAUGCUUACAUCACUUAAUAAUCAUUCAGCUGAAGGUCAAGCUCAUAGGCAUACACGCACUCUGUCUGCAGAUAAGAAACCAUAGCCCAGAGCUGAGCCAAUAAUGUUGUUUGAACUAGAGAGUAAUGGCCCUUUGGCCCAAGCUGCCUCCAGGUCUGCUGCCCAGAGGCCUGAGAGGCAGCUCUCUCAUGGUGAAAGGGGACAGGGUAAAGAGAAGGGGACUGGGGAUGAGCUCAGGGUCCUGUCCCCUGGCUCUCUUCCAACUCCUGCUUGGAUGCAACUGGGCAGUCCUGCAGUCUAGACCCACUGUCCCUGAAGGGAAGUGUCAGGGACAUGUACCUGUGAGCUGAAUCAAAUGACCAGCCUUUCCAGAAUAUGCUUUGGACCUGAGCAGAACAGUCAGUUUCUCAGGCCCUCACUUCACCCUGCUUUGUCCAUGCUAGUGAGCCCAUUCCCAGAGAGAAGGCCCUAGGGAGCAAGAGGCUGUUCGAUAUCACAGAGCCACCUCCUCACCUCUGGAAAGUCUGUUGCACAAACCAAUGGCUUUGAGGGGCUUUCUCUAUCUGAAGGGUCUUGGGGAGAGGUCAGCUCAGGUCAUCUUUGCACCUUCUUCCAGUGUCCCACCGUGCUCUGUACCAUCAUCCUCUGUACUAUCGUCCUUUGCUGUUAGUGCCUCUCUCGGGCUGUUGUUUUGUGAGUGCUGACAGCUGCCCCCCUACACCACCACCACCACAAGACCAUAGCAGGAGCAUUUGGGACUGAAGAACCGCUUUCCCCAAGCAAAGAUGAUGGGUGCUCAGAGAGCUCAAGACUGGAGGUGUGUGGGUGGCAGGGCUAAGGAGGCAUUCCUUAGAGGAAGAGGAGAGGCCAUUUUCUGUAGCACCCAUGCCGGUCCACCCAGCUCAACAGGAAAGCAGUAUUGCCCAGCACUCCCUGCUAGCUGGGCCUCUCGAGCAACUGCCCAAAACAUCCUCACAACAACACCAGGAGCGCGCCCUACCAUUGGUGCUUCAGCCUCUCCGGGUGGGGCAGGUGGUCAUCUUGCAGUGGCUCUAAAAGUUCCAUCGACUAGAACUGCCAUCCGCCAAUGUGCUCAGCCACAGUGCUGUAGCUGCCUGAGCGCUCGUCUGCCCUCGUGUCCAUUCAUCAAAUACUCUUUGAAGAUCCAGUCGGGCCAAUGCUUGAGCCUUGAGUACCAGGUGAAGCAGGUCAGGAGUGGUCUCAGCCCUCGCAGGACUGACAUGACUGGAACCGUCUUGAGACAGGAGCCACUGAGUCGGGAGCAAUCUGCCUUUCAUUGCUCAAGCCUCUGAUGGCUCCAGAGUAGAAGGGAGAAGUUUCCAGGUCUUAGUCCAGCUGGUUAGAAAGACCAUGCAGGACAGGGCAGUCAAGACCCGCUGGGUGGGGCAGAGGAUCAGUCCUGCUUCUGGACCCUCUUUGCUCUGCCCCUUGGGGCAAGUUGCUUAACCUGUCUACUCCUGUGCCUGUGCCCUCAUUCGGUCCCUCCUUUUAAUACCUCUCUGAACAGACAACAGGGUCCACCUGAAGAAACACGGAGGUCAUGGUAGCUGCCUCCUGCCCUGCCUUGUUAUGGUGAAUAGGGCACAUAUUUCCCAGUCUUGCUUUUGAAGAGAUGGCUGAGUUGACGCUAAGAGGAAAGCCAGACUCACCCCUCCCUGUCCCUGCUCUGUCACCCUGCGAGGUCGGAGACAUCUGGUCUACCCGCUUGCUGGCAAGUCCUGAGGUCUGGAAGUGAUAAGAGUGAGCCAGUGCCAGCAUCGCUCAUCCUACAAGGUGUGCCUGCACCGUGGGCCCAGAUGGUGUGCUCCUGGUUUCCCUGACCACAGUUAGUGUUGGGAAGGGAGUGCAAGCAGAUCUGCAAGGGUUUGUGGGGUUUCUAGCUAAGAGACAGCUCCCUGCUACUGAGCACCCAUAUGUGCUCACAUCCAUACAGCAGAACUGUCACAGAGCAUUGCCUCCAGCAGGACGCAAUCCAGGUCAUUGUCCUGGAGAGAGUCAGUCCCUGCCCCGCUCCUGUGAGAUGAGCUUCAAAGGGCUGCGUGUAGGCAUGGUGCGCAGCCUGGGGGAGGGGAGAGGCCCUAUUUGGGUGACUGCUAUGGGCAGGACCUAGAGACAGAGUGAUCCAAAAGAGAGGAAAACAUUCCCCAGGAGCUGCAGCCUUCAGGGCACGUCCUGGAGGCCAGCCAAGUCUUAGGGCAUUGCCCUCAGCCUUUGAUGGAAGGAGCAGGAAUUCAAUGCAUUUUUGUCUCAGCUUUUGUGAGGUUGAUACUCUGAAAGGGAGAAAUUUCUCAGGCUUCCAUGGGCUGAGGCGGGGGCCAGGACUGGGGCCAGGGACACUUCUCAGUGGGAGGGCAGCAGCUUCCUGCCUGGUAGGUCAGCCAAGAGCUUGCUUCCCACUCGUAACUUUGGGUGGGGUCCCAAGGCACCAGUCCAACCAGCCUCUGCCAAACCUAAGCCCAUGGCUGUGGUCGGGUCCACCCAGUCAGGCCCACAGAGUGACUUCUUUCUAGUGAAAUGAAGGAUUCUGCCUGAACUAUGUGUGACGGAGUAGCAUGUGGGAAGUCACUGAUUAAAAGCAGAAGACUCAGACCAAUAAAGCAAAGAGCUUGAAGUGUAAAUGGGAGACAUAGGCAAGUUGGCCAAAGCCAGGCCUGGCCAGGCCCCUCCCUUAAUAGACAAGGUCACCCUGCAUGAGCUCCAUUGGACCUGGUGGCACAGUCCAAGCCCAAGGAAGUACACUGUCUUUUGGUCCUUUUCUAGGAAGGGUCCUUCCUGGGACACCUUCAGGGGAGGGGCCAAGGGGAAGGAGGAUGACCACCCAGAGAAAGCUGUUAGACCCACACAACAUCACCUAAGCCGCCCCGGGAGGCAGGGCUCCUCUUAGGAGUACCUUAGUAUUAAAUGGAUGCUCAUGGCGAUAAGGGUGGAAAUGAAACAGAUACCAAGGCGUCUGGCUCAGGAUAGUCAGAUUUCAGCCUGUGGAGGAAUCUCAGAGCUGAUCUAAUUGAAAUGACUCAUUGGGCAGACAAAGAAAUGAGGACGCAGCCAGGCAGGCACAGGGCUUGCUCAACACCACAGAGCUGGGACAUUUAGGUAGGAUUAGGACUUGAACUUGGGCCUUCUGGCUCCUUGUCCAGUGUUCUCACCACAACUGCCUCCUUGAAAGCAGAGGUAUUACUGCAGAUCUGCCCGGCUGGUUCACCCUGCCAUACCUCUACCACCUGCACAUCCCCCCAAGACCUCCCCAAAUGAAAGACAAAAAGGAUUUUUCUGAGUUCACCAUCAGCCUGUCUGUGCAGUUAACCCAGCCCUGCAGUGACAGGCGGCCCUGGCUACUAGACUGGAAUGACCGGCUGAUCCAUGUCUGUUACUGUGAAACUAGACUGUACCCCCCCAGCAUGGCAACUCUCGCUCCGUCACGUAUUGGACCCUCAGCACACUGUAUUCCCCAGAAGUGAGGGUGCAGAGGGGUCUCUGUCCUUUUCUUGACUGCAGGAUGCUGAGGGGGCAGCAGCUCUGGCAAGCCUGCCACCUGGGAUUUGCUGGGCUGGAGUUCAGCCGCUGUAAAGACUUCAGAGAAGCAAUAAACACAAAAGUCUGGGAAGAGAUAUCCAGAAUUUUGUGUAUUACUCGGUUUGUUUUUUGAAAAAUGAUGCAGAUCAGAUGACCCUGGCCUGCUCUUUUUUUUUCUGAUUCUCAAAUGCAAUGUCCUCAGUCAGUGUUGUCCCUCUGCCCGGCUCCCCAGCUCUUUGCCAACUUCUUCUCACUCCUCUUGAGCUGAGCAUUAGUCGCCUGUGACAUGGCCACCUUCUGUCCUGGUCCCACCCCCAGCCCAUGCCGGACCCCAGAAGACCUGGGCCCUGCGCCCCACACACCAUGCCCGUGUGUUCUUUUGGUGGGGAAAUUCUUCCCGCGUUUCCAUCCCUUCCCAUGUCCCCACAUGCCCGCCCAUCGAUCUGAUCUUGGUUAAACAUGUAACUCUCCACAGUAGGCCUUGUUUUAACCCCUCUCACAUCGUGUUCUUUCCUUUUCGUGAGUUGAUUUUUGCAUUAACCAACGUUGUCGGCGACAGAUGCGUAUCUGAGGGCGUCACCGCGACCUUCAGAAGGGAAGAUUUUUCUGGGCUGUGGAGAUCUUCUAAUACAUGGACUUAUAAACUGACUGCAUGAACAAUGAAAAGGCCAAAUUAUUCGGAAUUUUUUUUGAAUCACUGUAAAAAAAAAAAGACUGAUUUCUUUUGUAUAGAGAACACUAAACGUAUAAUAAAAGUUGUUCAAAAUGGA